Molecule: messenger RNA, 2914 nt
Organism: Phaethon lepturus (White-tailed tropicbird)
Lineage: Eukaryota; Metazoa; Chordata; Aves; Phaethontiformes; Phaethontidae
Gene: SKIC3
Product: tetratricopeptide repeat domain 37
Exons: 25
Cellular component (GO): Ski complex
Molecular function (GO): protein binding
Source: RefSeq, a predicted model, not a curated record
AUGUCAAAUAAGGAGGUGAAGGCAGCAUUAAAGAGUGCUAGAGACGCAAUACGAAAUAAAGAAUAUAAGGAAGCCUUAAAACAUUGCAAGGCGGUCUUGAAGCAAGAAAAAAAUAACUACAAUGCUUGGGUGUUCAUUGGCCUGGCAGCUGCUGAGUUGGAGCAGCCUGAUCAGGCCAAAGGAGCAUAUAAGAAGGCUAUUGAACUUGAACCAAACCAGUUACUGGCAUGGCAGGGAUUAGCAAAUUUAUAUGAGAAAUCCAGCCAAACAGAUGUCAAAGGAGACUUAGCAGAUGUUUACCAGAAGCUCUUAGAACUCUAUGAAAGUGGUGACAAGCAGAAAUGGUGUGAUGUAUGUAACAAGCUUGUGCAACUGUAUCAUCAAGAAAAGAAAUAUUUAGAGGUGGCUGAAACAUGGGAGAAACUAAUACAAAUGAAACAGGAGGAAGGUGCAGAAAAGGCAGAGCUUCAUCAGCUUUGGAAGAAGAUGAUCCAGUUACUGAAAGACAGUACACAGAACCAGGAUAAUAAGACAAAGCAGUCGCUUUUGACUGCAUUUGAACAUGCGGUAAACUCUGCUGACACUGUUCCCAGUGAAGACCACCAGAAUCUUUACAAGGACUUUAUUCAGUGCUUGUCAAAAUUUCCUCAUGAAACGGCUAGGUUGGAAAUGGCCUGUAAUGAUAUGAUGACUUUGUAUCCUACUGUGAGUUAUCCUUUAGAAGUACUUUGUUUGCAUUUUGUUCAGUCAGGUACCUUGUCGGAAGAGGCCCUGCACUGUUUUUCUAGGCUUUUGGAGAUGGAUGCAAGUAGUGGUCCAGGCAUCAUUGGUUUUGGUGUAAAAUGCCUCCAAGAAAAGAAAUAUAAGGAGGCUGUUAAGAGUCUUAAUGAAGGUUUGCAGAAGACUAGCCAGUGUCCAGCAGCAUGGCAUUAUUUGGCAGAGGCACAGAUGAAAAUUCACAAUCACAGGGAUGCUGUCCUGUCCUGCAAUCAAGCUCUUGAGGCUCUUGGAACUCCUGAGGGUCCUAGUCUUCAGUGGAAGAACUGUAUCCUUCAGUUGAAAGCAGAGGCUUUGAUUAAAAUAGCUGGUGCUGAUGCUGCAGAAGAAGCCAUUAAAGCACUUGAACAGAUUACGGAUGUAAGCAGUGAUCCAGUGGUUUUAGCUAUCAGAGGUCAGGCUUAUCUAAACAAAGGUUUAAUGGAUCAAGCUUCAAAGAUUUCACAAGAGCUUCGGUUGUCCCACCCUGAUCUGGCUGAGUCCCAUGCUCUAGAGGGUUUCAUCCAUUAUUCCCAAAAGAACUAUGAACAGGCAGAAAGAAGUUUUCUAAAUGCUAUUGAAAGAAAGGCUGAAACUGCAGAGUAUCAUCAGUACCUGGGGCUCACAUACUGGUUCAUGAGUGAUGAGACAAGAAAAGACAAAGGAAAAGCACUCACUCAGUUCUUGAAGGCUGCAAAACUGGACAGCUACUUGGGAAGUGUCUUUUGUUAUUUAGGUAACUACUACAGAGAUAUUGCUGGAGACAAAAGUAGAGCUCGUGGUUGCUAUAAAAAGGCUUUUGAACUGGAUGGAACCGAUGAAGAAUCUGGAAGAGCAGCUGUAGACUUAAGCGUGGAACUUGGAGACAUGGACACUGCUCUGUCAAUCCUGAAUGAGGUAACUGAAAAAGCAAGUACAGGUACAGCAAAAUGGGCCUGGCUUCAUCGUGGGCUUUACUAUCUGAGGACUGGUCAACCGUCACAAGCAGUGGCUGAUUUGCAGGCAGCUCUCAGGGCUGAUCCAAAGGAUUCCAACUGCUGGGAGUCUCUAGGGGAGGCUUACUUGAGCAGAGGUAGCUAUUUGACAGCUCUAAAAUCCUUCAGGAAAGCAAAUGAACUGAACCCAGAGCUUGUGUACAGCAUUUACAGAGCUGCAGCGAUUGAGCAGAUUCUAGGCAAAUAUGAAAAUGCUAUAGCUACCUAUCAACAAAUCUUAAAGAAGACAGAAGAUUAUGUGCCUGCACUGAAAGGGCUUGGUGAGUGCUAUCUCAUGCUAGGAAGAUCAGCCCUUGAUAACUAUCUUGAUAGGAAGGCUGUGGAUUACAUAGAGCAAGCUCUUGAUUUUUUUACAAGGGCAACAAAGCACCGUCCUGAUGUAUCUUGCCUCUGGAAACUGCUUGGAGAUACCUGUACUAGCGUGCAUGUUAUUUCACCAACGAAAGUGAACGUUCAAGUUCUAGGAUACCUUCUGGGUAAAAAUGCAGGCAAACAGAUGCUGAAUAAAAGUGAGCUGCUCAGACUGGGAGGAAGGUGUUAUGGCAGAGCUUUAAAAUUGAUGCCUUUGCCUAGCAUAUGGUGUGAUCUUGGAAUAAAUUAUUAUCGACAGGCAGAAGACCUCACAGCAUUGGGCACUGACAUGAAUGAGAUCAGUGAACAGCUAGAGAAGUCUUUACAGUGUCUCAAAAAAGCUGUGAGGCUUGAUAGCAAAAAUCAUCUUUAUUGGAAUGCACUUGGUGUAGUUGCUUCCUGUAGUGCUAUUGGGAAUUAUGCUCUUGCUCAACAUUCGUUCAUCAAAUCUGUUCAAGCUGAGCAAAUCAAUGUUGUUGCCUGGACCAACUUGGGGGUUUUGUAUCUGGCAACUGGAAACAUUGAGCAAGCUCAUGAAGCCUUCAAGGUAGCUCAGUCCCUGGAGCCUUCUUACUUACUGUGUUGGAUUGGGCAGGCUCUUAUUGCAGAGACAGUAGGCAGCUAUGACACCAUGGAUCUCUUCAGGCACACAACUGAACUCAGUAUGCAUACUGAGGGAGCAAAAGGCUAUGCCCACUGGGUAUGUUCAACGCUGCAGGAUAAAAGCAACAGAAACACUGAACUGUAUCUGUACAACAUUGUUCAAAUGAAUGCUAUUCCAGCAGCUCAGGUGGUCUUGAGCAAAUAUACAG